AUGCCCGACGAUGUCUCUGGCGAUUACGAGGCCUUAUCGGAGAUUGUAGGGCUCUGUGGCUCUUUUCUAACACUUCGUGAAUACACCAUCUCCUUCGUUCGCCAAUUGGUAAAGGACUUUUUACUCAAAGAGGCGUAUUAUGAUACUAUUCCUUCUGGAAUAGGAGACAUACUUCACAUAAUCUUCUCGAGAUCGGUCUACGUUAUGUCUAUGGCGCUACGACGAAACAUCUACAGCUUACCUACGUUGGGAUAUUCUAUCGAGCUGGUGGAACAGCCGGACCCGGACCUAUUAGCGGCGUUAAGCUACUGGUGUACCUUCUGGGUCGACCACCUCUGUGACUGA
Cladophialophora bantiana CBS 173.52 is the source of this 345-nucleotide messenger RNA. RefSeq lists its product as uncharacterized. Lineage: Eukaryota; Fungi; Ascomycota; Eurotiomycetes; Chaetothyriales; Herpotrichiellaceae. The transcript has a single exon. Bases 1 to 345 code for a protein of 114 amino acids. The record is from RefSeq and is a predicted model, not a curated record.